This is a messenger RNA of Exophiala aquamarina CBS 119918, 1584 nucleotides long. RefSeq lists its product as uncharacterized. Gene Ontology annotation, molecular function: amino acid transmembrane transporter activity. The record is from RefSeq and is a predicted model, not a curated record. The coding region runs from base 1 to 1584 and encodes 527 amino acids. NCBI's taxonomy places the organism in Eukaryota, Fungi, Ascomycota, Eurotiomycetes, Chaetothyriales, Herpotrichiellaceae. Gene Ontology annotation, biological process: amino acid transmembrane transport. Gene Ontology annotation, cellular component: membrane. The transcript is spliced from 7 exons.
AUGUCGGGCAAAACCACGCCAGAUGUGGAGCAAAUCUCCGUAAUUGCGACGCCUCAAGCGAUCGAAGUCUCGGGAAUUAACAUCCAAGAGGCAACGGAACUCUAUGGUGAUGCUGAGGCUGCAAGAUCUUAUGGUUAUGUUGCCAGACGGCUCAAAGCACGACAUGUUCAAUUCAUGGGGCUGGGGGGUUCUAUUGGCACAGCUCUCUUCCUAGGUAUCGGCAGAGCGUUGGCUGCUACUGGGCCUCUCAGCAUGUUCCUUGGGUUCGCCAUCACGGGAGUGGCUAUAUGGGGAAUGAUGCAGUGCCUUGGAGAGAUGGCAACGUGGCUGCCUGUCCCAGGAGCUCUCCCUAAUUUCGCUUGCCGCUACGUGGAUAAAGCCUUGGGAUUUGCUGUGGGAUGGAACGGCUGGUACGGCUAUGUCAUAGGCAUAUGCAUUGAAAUUGCGGCAGCCGCACUUAUAAUAGGCUAUUGGAAUACCGAUAUUAAUGUCGCCGUGUGGAUCUCGAUAAUCAUCGCUGGUCUUGUCUUCCUCAAUAUCCUCGCCGUCUCAAUUUACGGUGAAGCAGAAUUCUGGUUUGCAAGUUUGAAGCUGGCUACAAUCAUUGGUCUCCUUAUACUAGCCCUUGUCAUUGAUUUAGGAGGUGCUCCCAACCAUGACCGUAUCGGGUUCCGGUAUUGGAAGGACCCAGGAGCCAUGAACACCUUCAUUGUAGAAGGACACACUGGACGCUUUCUAGGACUUCUCUUUGCCAUGAUCAUGGCCGCUUAUACCUAUGCGGGUGUUGAGUCAGUUGUUGUUGCUGCAGGCGAGGCUGAAGACCCUCGAAGGAAUCUACCGAAAGCCGUUCGGCGAGUGUUCUGGCGCCUGUUGUUCUUCUACGUCCUUGGAUCCCUUGCCGUUGGCGUUCUUGUACCCUUUAAUGAUACUGAUCUACUGACAGCGCUGGCAACCAAUGCCCCUGGAGCUGCUAGUUCUCCCUGGGUUAUUGCUAUCAAACGUGCCGGCAUUCCUGUGCUUCCUUCAAUUAUCAACGCAGUCAUUCUAAGCUCUGCUUGCUCUGCAGGGAAUGCAUUCCUAUACAACGGCAGUCGCGUGGGUCUGACAGCUCUGGUCACUCCCCUAACGUACUUGAGUUGUGCAGCGGGCCCGGCGAAAGUCUUCAUUUGGCUUGCAAAUCUUGGGACUCUGGUUGCGCUGUCGUCUUGGAUAACCAUCUGCGUUACCUACUUACGAUUCUACGAGGCUCUUAAAAGUCAAGUUGUGGACAGGGAUCAGCUACCAUUCAAAUCGCCCUUCCAACCUUAUCUCGCGUGGUCUACGCUCAUAUAUUUCAGCAUUCUCACACUUCUCAAUGGAUUCUACUCCUUUACUCCUUGGAAUGUCGAGACAUUUUUAAGUACUUAUAUCGGUAUCCCGAUAUUCUUUGGUUUAUUCCUGUUCUGGAAACUCCUUAAGAAAACCAAAUUGGUUAACCCGGCCGAAGCCGAUCUUUGGACAGGAAAGGCUGCAAUUGAUGCUGAAGUAUGGCCAAUAUCAGCACCUCAGAAUCUAGUAGAGAAGGUGUGGGCCUGGAUUGCGUAG